Podarcis raffonei (Aeolian wall lizard) is the source of this 2042-nucleotide messenger RNA. RefSeq names its product ankyrin repeat and death domain containing 1B (gene ANKDD1B). Lineage: Eukaryota; Metazoa; Chordata; Lepidosauria; Squamata; Lacertidae. The transcript has 15 exons. Gene Ontology annotation, biological process: signal transduction. The record is from RefSeq and is a predicted model, not a curated record. The coding region runs from base 120 to 1790 and encodes 556 amino acids. Gene Ontology annotation, molecular function: protein binding.
GACCAGCUCUUAGUCACCCUCGUCACCUACUUCUCAGGUCCUCCUUUGUUUGCCAGCUCCUAGGACUGACGGUAGCCCAUAUUUCUUAUCUAGUUGACGGAGAAAAGCACACACAGCUGAUGCUUGUGGACAGGGAGUCGCCCCUCGAAAGCGACACACACUCGCCCAGCGCCAUGGAGGAAAACUGGAACCGCGCAGUGAAAGGCCUGACUGAUUUUAUGGGCUUUCUGAACCGGAGUCCCAAAGAAGAAAGCAGCAGCCCGAAGGCGACGGCGACAGCAGAGGCGGCGAACGCGGGGACUUUGCUACCAGACGAAGAAGAAUUUCAGCAUGCUGCUAAAACUAAUAAUCUGGACACGAUGGAAAGACUGUUUAAGAAAAGAAUUAAUAUUAAUGCUGUAAAUAAUCUGAAGCGCACAGCACUCCAUUUUGCUGUUGCAGGAAAUCAUGUAUCUGCAGUAGACUUUCUCCUCCAUCACAAAGCCAGAGUUGAUGUAGCAGAUAAGCAUGGACUUACUGCAAUUCAUCUUGCUGCGUGGUCUGGAAAUCUGGACAUAAUGCUGAUGUUGAUUAAAGCAGGCGCUGAUCAAAAAGCUAAGAACAAGGAGGGAAUGAAUGUCCUGCACUUUGCAGCCCGGAACAAUAAUGUUAGAAUAGUGGAUUAUUUUAUCCAAGAUCUUCACUUGAUGGAUCUUAAUAAGCCUGAUGAGAAAGGUAGGAAGCCAUUCCUUGUUGGAGCUGAAAUGGGCCACGUAGAAAUGACCAACGAGUUGAUUUCCCUUAACUUAUCCACCUCAGAAAAGGACAAUGAAGGAAACACUGCAUUGCACCUGGCUGCUAAAAAUGGUCACAGUGAGGUGGUAGAAGUUAUUCUUCAAGAGUGGAAAGAAAUAAAUGAGUUAAAUGAGAAUGGUGAAACCCCGUUUUACCUAGCUGUGGAAGGAGGGCACGAAGGGUGUGCCGAUCUGUUAUUGGAAGCCGGAAGUGACAUCAAUAUCUCCAACAAACACAAUACCAGUGCAUUGCAAAUAGCAACCCAGAAUGGACAUACAGCUUUGGUCACGUUUCUUAUCAAUAAAAAUAUAGAUCUGGGAGUGCAUCCUCAGCAAAAGAGUCCUCCACUCCAUUUGGCGAUCUUAAAAAAUAACCUACCUGUGGUAAAUAGUUUAAUAGAAGCUAACCAUGAUAUAAACUCGCUCGAUCAGAGACAUCAAACACCUUUACACCUGGCAGCAGACCUUGGAAAUGUGGAAGUAAUUGAAAUGCUGCUAAAGGCAGGUUGUGACUUGAAAAUUGUGGACAAGCAAGGAAAAACUGCACUAGCUGUAGCUUCCAGGAGCAAUCAUGCCUUAAUUGUAGAUAUGAUUAUAAAAGCAGAAAGGUAUUACACCUGGAAACAGGAGCAACUUCAAAGUGGUGAUGAUCCGCAAAAUGAUAUUCUGUCUUUUAAACAAGAUCACGGUGUGCAGACCAAACAGAUUCGCUCCUCCCUUUGGAAUCUUGCUUACAACCAGUUAAAAAUGCGUGAGUGGACAAAACUGGCACAAUUUUGGAAGUUUACAGAUGAGCAAGUCAAAGCUAUUGAAGAACAGUGGACAGGAAAAAAGAGCUACAAGGAACACGGACACAGAAUGCUUCUCAUCUGGUUGCAUGGCGUCCUAAUGGCUGGCCAGAAUCCAGUUAAAUAUUUGUAUGAAGAUCUGGUAAAAGGAGGAUUCAGAGAUCUAGCUGAGAAAAUCAGAGCAGAAAAUAAUGCUGGCACAGAAUCAAAGAAAUGUGCAAUUUCAUGAACUCAUCCACCAAAGAGCUGGAAACUACAUACAUUCUGGAAUUUACAGGUGCCAUUUUUAUUUUUCAAUAGAAGAUGCUUCUUCAAAAGCAGCCAGUUUGUUCCCCAAACUUCUGUUUCAAUGCACUGAAACAUAUUUGUACGACAAAAGGUUUUUGGUUUUUUGGCAAGAGAAUACCAUGUAUUUUUCUUACGGCAAACAAUUCUAUAGUGGACAUGUGAAUUAAAACUUUGCGUUAGAUACUUAACAGAA